UGUCGCCCGUCAGUCAGAGCAGGACAAGCAGCCUGGAGAUAUGUGAGAGACAGACCACUCAGCUGACUCUCUCAGUAUCUAGUCUCUAGGAUCAGACAGGAGAGGAGUCUGCAGUCAGAAGUUUAAUGUGCGUCUCGACAUGCCACCUCAUAUGGAUUACUUUUAUCACGAGUCCCGAGUGCCCUCCGCUUGCGGGCUGACCCGGGAGGAUGAGCUGGAGCCCGGUGUUAUCAGCUGUAUGCUGGUCGGAGACGGAGCCGUCGGGAAGACCAGCAUGAUUGUCAGCUACACCUCCAAUGGUUACCCGACAGAGUACAAGCAGACAGGCUUUGAUGUGUUCUCCGGUCAGGUCCAAGUAGAAGGAUCUCCGGUCAAAGUUCAGCUUUUGGACACUGCUGGACAGGAGGAGUUUGAUGAGUUCAGAUCUCUAUCCUAUGCUCACACGGAUGUCUUCCUCCUGUGCUUCAGCAUGGUCAACCCCACCUCGUUUCACAACAUCACCAAGAAGUGGGUUCCAGAGAUUCGGGCUUACAACCCAUCCUCGCCCAUCAUACUUGUUGGGACGCAGUCGGACCUCUUACUGGACGUGAACGUCCUCAUCAACUUGGACAAAUCUAAUGUCAAGCCAGUGCUGAACUCCCGAGCCCGGAGCAUGGCGGAGAAGAUCAGGGCUACGGACUACAUUGAGUGUUCAUCACUCACGCAAAAGAACUUGAAGGAGGCAUUUGAUGCGGCCAUCUUUGCCGCCAUUAAGAACAAAGCUCGCAAGACCAAGAAGAGGAGGUUUUCUGACAGGCGCACCAAAGCUUUUUCCAGGUGCAGCUGGAAGAAGUUCUUCUGCUUCAUCUGAACUCAGACCGUUAACCCUGUGGGUCGUGGACAAAUAUUUUAUUUAUUUAAAUUCCUUACUUUGACUUGAUGUCACAGGCCCUAUCUGUGGUAGUUUAGCAUCUUCCUCUUGUUAAUUAUUUGGCUUAUUUUAUUCUGGGUUGCCAAACGGUGUAAGAGAAGCAAGACAUGGGCACAGUGAGCAUUGGGAACAAACAUCAGUGGAGAAGGCAGAGAGGAUUCUGGGUCAUUCUCAGGCAGGGUCUGGUUUCACUCUCCAUUAGAUAGACCUCAGAACAGCAGUGUUAUUCACAUUAUAUUCAAAUGAAUAUUGUUCUAGAACAACAGAAGACAGUCUACUUUUUUUUAAGUAUGCAUAUUCUUUCAUGUGUAUCCACUACUGGUGAGAGAAAAGAGCAGUGAAUUGAACCUUUAAAGGAGGUGAACAGUGAAUCAGGGUAACUUGCUGAACAUACAGCCACAGAAAGAAAAACCAGGCCAUCAUGUAAAUGCUAAGAAUUUGCAUUGGGAGCUUUGCAACCAAUUGCAGCCUUUUAAUGUAAGCAAGAUAGAAACAGAAAGUGUCAGGGCUUUUAUUUGAGCAGAUGGGCGUUAGCCACUUCUUUGUUGUAUUCUUGCAGUCUGGCUGCACCAGCUUUUUUAUAUGCAGGAGCUGCAAGUUCAGGUUGCAGUGCGAGGUGCCACAUUCUUACCUGUGUGUGAAAGCUCCCCUGGCUGGUUUGGGAGGGUAUUUUCUGGCUGACAAUCCUUAUCACCCCUAACAUUCAUCUUGACUAGAAUUUUAUCAGCUCUAACAUUUCUGAUAAAGAAGCACAGCAGGAGGAUUUUACUUGAGACAAAUCAGAAACAAAUGUAUGUGUGUCCUUUGUGUGAAUCUUCAGAUUGGCAUAGGAACUUGCUAGAAAAUCCUGUUGUCUGAUGUGAAAGGUUGCAUGGGAGCAGUAACCUUUGGCUUUUUGUUCCCGUCUCUCAUCAAUCUGCAUCUGUAUAAGCAAGCACUGCAGGAGUCUUUACUUCCACCCUGCGGAUCCUCCCACCACCUCCACCAUUGGCCUGGCUUUUUUAUAUGCCCCUCUUUGUUUAUAUGCUCAAUACACUCCUUAUCUUCUGAAUAGCCCAGCGUGUACAGAGUUAGAGGAUGCUAAACAGCCACUGUGUGAGUGUCAGUGUAGGUAAUACACUUUUUUUUUUUAAAAGAAAAGGCGUUGUGCUUGUGAUAACUGUACAAAAGAAAAUCAUAUUUUGCAAUCCAGUGUAAUGAUACCUGGUGGAUAUACAAGUGUAUGUAUGUGACCAGAACCAGGGCAAUGCUUUACUAUGCUUCUUGUGGAAGUCUGUUCAUUGUAUAACCUAUUCUGUUUGUUAAAACAGUUCAUAUGUAAUGUUUAUGUUUAUGAAAUAUUAGAUAAGACAUGGAUUUUAAAUGCAUUGAUGCUCUCCAUAAAGUGGUUUUGUUCAAUUUUAUAUCACUGUCCAUCUGCCCUCUCUGACCUGUGCGUCUUUUUUACAUGUUGGAGUGAUGUGAUGCAAAUAAAUGAAGUGCGAAUGAUA
Molecule: messenger RNA, 2400 nt
Organism: Toxotes jaculatrix (banded archerfish)
Lineage: Eukaryota; Metazoa; Chordata; Actinopteri; Toxotidae
Gene: rhov
Product: ras homolog family member V
Exons: 3
Coding region: 140-850 (236 amino acids)
Biological process (GO): small GTPase-mediated signal transduction
Molecular function (GO): GTPase activity; GTP binding
Source: RefSeq, a predicted model, not a curated record